CCCCGAGGCGAGCUUUUGAAACGGGGUUGAAGGAGAGGAAAAGUCCCGCGCGGCGGAGGCGGUGGCCCCUCCCCUCACGGCUGCGCGAACGUCGCCGCCGCCAUGCACUCCCUGAAUCACUUAAAAGAUAACUACAGAGCAAGAUACUGCAACAAACAAGGUCCAAAUAAAGUUCCUGAUAUACAGCAAGGAGAAAAUGUAUUGAAAUAUAUACAAGACUGCUUUACAUCUUGUGCAGAGGAAAAUACAGUAUGCUCCCCAAGCAUAUCAUAUUGCUCAUCCCCUUGCUCAGACUUCAGUCAAACUCUAUCUCAUGGGAGAAAGGAAGAGCAGAUAGAGCCAGAACCAAAUAAGAUUAACUAUGUGCAGAAUGUAUUUAAUACCAACAUCUCCUUACCAUCACCAGAAGAAAAUGACAGGAUUUCAGAUGCGGCAACCUUAAAAGGUGCUGAAACACCAAGCAGUGAGCAUGUGGAUUCCAUAGAUGAGGAUGUCCCGGUGAUGUUCGGAAUACCUGCUUUCCUGAAUGAGGACAAAGAGAAAUCUCAUAGGGAAAUGAGCCCAAGGUGGCAUGAAGAGGCACCUGAUAAAGAUUUACAGAGCAGCACAGAUGCUAGAGAAUCUGAGCAGCAUCAUGCAAGGAAAGAAACAAAGGAGCUUUCAGCAUGUUUUACUAUCUCUUCCUGUCAAGGGAAAAUACCAUUGUCUGCAGCGUCAUUAGAUGCCAUGACAAGAUCUUCUAAAGAACGAAAUACAGCCAGUGUAGAGGCAGAAGACGAGUGCGAGUUUGUUAUAGAGGAAUCAUUUGGACUGAGUUCUACAUCCUGGAUUUCAACAUCCCCAAGGAACAAAAAGCAACAGAAAGUCAACUUAACACCUGCAUCGUCUGAAGGGAAAAAAAGAGCUAAGCAGCAGAGUGUCAGAAGACAAAAUAAAAGGGCAUCAGAGAAUCUUGUUACACCAGCGCCAAUAAAGCAAAGCAAACCGAAGUUAAUUAACGCUGCUGAAAGAACUGUUAACGGAAUGCAGAAUGUUUCAAGGACUAAUGAAAGAAUCGCUGUGGAAGGCGGCCGCUUGCCGCUAACUGUAAAUACCAUCCAAAAAGUAAGAAAGCAAACACUUUCCAAAGGUGAGACAUCUGUCGGUAUAUGCAAUGAGGAUUGCCAAGUGUCUGCAAGUGGAAGCCACGCAGGGGACCUUCUUUUCUUACAGGAGCAGGACUACGAUUUUUCAUUGCAGCCACAGGCCAUCGUAAGUACAACCCAGAAGUCAUCCCAGUGUAAGCGAUCUAUGAAGCAGAACUGCUCAAAAAUUAAGCCUUUGGUGGUAUCACGUGAUGAAGGCUGCCAGGAUUCUGCAAGUCCUGUAGAGGUGCACUCAGAACGGAUUCACACUUCAGGCCAUGAUGUUUUGAAAGCGCCAUCGUCUGCGAUACGUACAGGUGAGCAAUUACCUUGCAGUAAAAAACCUAUGAAACAAAUACAUUCAAAAAGGAAGCCAUCGGUAGAAAUUCACGAAGAUUAUAGGCAAGAAUGCACUCCUGCAGCUGUGUCCCCACAGAGUCGUCAAAAGUCUAUAGACGCUGAGGAUCCUGCUCCUGUUCGGGAGGGGAAAUUAUCAAAGCGCAAGCAGUCCAUUACACAUACAGCCCAAAGGUUGUCACGCAGCAAAUCAGCUAAGAGGCGAAAGCCUAAAAGAACGCUGUCUCAAAAAGAUUUGGAAACCCCACUGAGUAUUGUUAAAAGACCUAGAAGGAAAAAUAAGGUGCUGGUUUCGAGUGAUAGCUCUGAAAGCGAGCAUGGAGGAGAAGAACAGUGUGGUGAAGAGGGUGAAGCCACUGGAGGAAGUAAGAGGGUGCCUGUUUCAGAGCAGAUCUCAGAAAACGAGAGUUCUGAAGGGGGUGGAAGCCCUUGUGAACCAAUAAGCGAACCAAGGAAGACGUUGCCACGGGAAUUAAGACCGACUUCCUUAGCAAGUGCUCAAGAAAGUGGAAUUGCCUUCUACCAAGAGGAUUAUUCUGAACAGUACGUGGCAGAAAAAAUAUUAAAUACUUCUAUGGAACGAAAAAACAACAAUAAGCGUUCCUCAUAUGGCCCUGUUUCUAAAAUUAAAACUUCUUCAAAACAUCAUGUUGCUGUUAACAGGGAGGAGUCAACAUCAGAUGAAUCUGAAGACUUGGAAGAGGAGGAAGGUGUAACUUAUUUAAAUGCACUGAAGCGCAAAAUGAUAUUGCCUUCCAACACGCCCAAUAUUCGCCGGACCAAAAGAAUGCGUCUUAAACCAUUGGAGUACUGGCGAGGAGAACGUGUGAAAUACAAGAUGAGACCUUCAGGUGGCUUUGUAGUCGAUGGGGUAAUAUCACCUGAACAGAGGGAACCCAGGAAACGAAAACCUAAAAGGACAAUACCUCUUCUGGAGUUUGAAGUGCCCGACAACUCAACUGUUUCCUUAAAAAGUCUUUCUCAGCCAGCUGUUGUGUUUGAUAAAGAUACCAAUAAAGAGGUUCUUCUAGACUGUGUGAGCAGGAGUAAUUCACAUUUGCUUUUCAUCAAUGAUGAGACGGUGUCCAUAUACAAACAGCUGAAUACCCCUUUCUUUUCUGCCGGCAAACUGAUACUAAAGCCAUUAAAAGAAAAGGGAUUUCAGUAUUCCCACACAGAUACACUGGUUUUUCACAUUUCUUGCGGAAAGCUCCUUUUGAUGCUGUAUGACCAGUAUUACCGUCUGACUGCCGGAGACUAUUUUUUUAUCCCGCCGGGGAACGUGUACAACCUACGUAAUCUCUUGAAUAAAGAAUGUGUUGUCCUCUUCACUCAAAUGAAAGGAAGCAGGUCCGAAAAUUCAUGAAACCUACCCUUGUAUCAACAUUUCUUGCAGCAACUUAAAGAUCCUCUCAUGUGGGGAAGGUGGAACCGUCCUAGCUUGCAGCGUUCCAGGCUUGCAGGACAACAAAAUUAAAGAUAUUUUUGUAGUUUGAGUUGUAUGUUUUUCUAAUUAUUUAUACUGCACAAGUUCCCUUCUGAUCUUGCCAUUUCUUUGACUGAACUGAUAGCUUGGCAAGCUCCUUCGGUGGCAUAACUAAACGUUGCUGCAACUGCAGCUCUUAAGAUGCCAUCCCGCACUGGGCAAGUGGCGCAACGGCACGUCGUUAUUUGGCGUGCUAACCUUCAAAGCAUUUGCUGCUGUCUUGCUCGUGU
Molecule: messenger RNA, 3197 nt
Organism: Podarcis raffonei (Aeolian wall lizard)
Lineage: Eukaryota; Metazoa; Chordata; Lepidosauria; Squamata; Lacertidae
Gene: CENPC
Product: centromere protein C
Exons: 17
Coding region: 103-2847 (914 amino acids)
Biological process (GO): attachment of mitotic spindle microtubules to kinetochore; spindle attachment to meiosis I kinetochore; kinetochore assembly
Cellular component (GO): kinetochore
Molecular function (GO): centromeric DNA binding
Source: RefSeq, a predicted model, not a curated record